Messenger RNA from Cercopithifilaria johnstoni, 71 nucleotides. NCBI's taxonomy places the organism in Eukaryota, Metazoa, Nematoda, Chromadorea, Rhabditida, Onchocercidae. The record is from the annotation of a GenBank genome assembly.
AUGAUGCUAAGAACGACAGCGUUAGUGACGGUAUUGGCUUUUCUCGUUGCUUCGGCUGGUGCAUUCAAUAC